This is a messenger RNA of Opisthorchis viverrini, 3375 nucleotides long. RefSeq lists its product as hypothetical. The transcript is spliced from 3 exons. Gene Ontology annotation, molecular function: amino acid transmembrane transporter activity. Gene Ontology annotation, cellular component: plasma membrane. Gene Ontology annotation, biological process: transmembrane transport; amino acid transport. The record is from RefSeq and is a predicted model, not a curated record. Bases 1 to 3375 code for a protein of 1124 amino acids. Lineage: Eukaryota; Metazoa; Platyhelminthes; Trematoda; Opisthorchiida; Opisthorchiidae.
AUGAAGUUCAGGAUAAUUUCCCUUCCGGAAUUUUUUCGCCGAAUAAUCAGACGAAAGCCAUUGCGUUCUGCAACGACACUGAAGACUCCACUGAAUAGGUGCCUAAGCCUUGCACAUCUCACUGCCUUCUGUGUAUCGUCCAUCAUUGGCAUAGGGUUGUACGACUUAGCUGGCCAACUUGUGCGAAAGUACACUGGACCAUCAACUGUGUUCAACUAUCUAAUUGUCAGCAUCACAGUAGUGAGCACUUCAUUAUGCCUAGCUGAGUUGACCACACUUAUGCCCAGGGCGGGUUCACUGUACAUCUACACCUACGUUACAUUUGGUGAAUGUGCCGCCUUCUGCACUGGAUGGAUUAUGGUCUCCGUGAUGAUAAUAAAUACAAGCGCCACCGCAAAAGCUUUCUCCGAUGCCGUUAACCGGCUAACUAAUGGCACGAUUCGUCACUGGAGCAAUGCUAAUCUACCCAGUCUGGGAAAUUCAGAAAUCGUCGAUUCCACCCCUGAUUUGUUGGCAAUGGUAUUCCUGAUCCUACUUGCCUUAGCCACCUUGAGUGGCGCUUACAUUUCGAUGACUGCCAGCCUUGUGUUUUCGGGCUUAACGGUUGUCAUACUUAUAGCUUUGUCAGUAUCCUGUUUUGUACUGGGAGAUGUGAACAAUUUUCACGGAGAAGACAGUUUUCUACCUUACGGAUUUAAAGGCUUGCUCGAAGGAAGUAUGCUUUCCAUAUUUACUGUUUCCGGAUUUGAAUAUGUGGCAAACGCAAGCGAGGAAGCUAAAGAUCCACGUCGAGAUAUACCGAUUGCCCUGGUACUGAGUGUUCUCACGUGCACAAUGGCAAAUCUGCUAAUAUCAUUUGGAAUAGCAUACGUUUUGCCACACUGGAAAAUAAGUGACUCACUUUCUCUGAUACACGCCUUCAAUCUAACGAAAGAGCCAUAUGUCUCAAUAUUAGCAGCGAUUGGUUGUAUUCUGGCCAUUGGACCUUCAAAAAUUGUGGCGAUGUAUACGAUCUCUCGGAUGCUGUACGCCAUAUCGUCAGAAGGCCUACUGUUCCCUUGUUUGGCUACCAUCGACGGGCGAACAAAGGUACCUUCAUGGAGUCUGCUUGUCGGAAGUGUGAUAUCGAUUGUUCUAGCUGGAUUUUUCAACCUUUCUUUUUUCGUACAUACAGGAGCUUUUGCAUCGCUCCUCACUUAUUUUCUAGUUGGAGUUCAGCUGUUUCUGUUUCGUUAUGUGCUUGAAGAAGACGUAACAGCAAUCGAUGUCGACAACGACAACAACGAGCAUGGUUUACCGACAAAAAAGCCACUUACAAAAACCCAAUCGUCCAAAUCCGUUUGUGCUAUGCGAAAAGGCGUACCAACAUUUCUAACUCGCUUGGAGGGGAAAUCUUGGUUCGUUGGAAUCUUGACCACGUUCGUAGGACUUGUUCUUGUCAGUGGCGGUGUCAUCAGUCUAACUCAAGGUACUACUGCGUGGAUUAUAGCUGGCGUAUCCGAAGUGUUUGUUCUCAUCACUGCGGCGCUGCUUUGUCUUUACCGUCCAAACGAAUUUUAUGGGGCAUUUCAGGUGGGUUUGAUCUUCUCACUGACCAUCAUGAAAUAUCAAUGCAUCACAUGUUCGGAAUUCGGUCGACGUUUGAUACGCACCAGGAAGGUGACACAAGACACCACGUUGGACACAAAGUUAAAACGAUGUCUGAAUGCCCCCCAACUGACCCUUUACUGUGUAGCUCACAUGGUCGGAGCUGGGCUAUAUGUGUUAACGGGCCAGCUGAUUCGUGAUUAUACAGGACCGGCAACCUCUCUCGCCUACUUGAUCUCUGUGGUGACCUCCAUCUUCACAGCGCUUUGUUACGCAGAAUUCACAACCUUAUUCCCCCGCGCAGGUUCUGCUUACAUCUAUACCUAUCUGAUGUUUGGUGAGCUACCGGCGUUUCUCAUCGGAUGGACCAUGAUCUCUGAUGUCAUAGUCUCGACAGCUGCCAUUUCCAAAGCCCUCUCCGGCACAAUCAACCUUCUAACUAAUAACACUAUUCGAAAUUGGUCAGAAGAACACCUUGUCAAAAUGUCAUAUACCGAGCUGUUCGACACUACUCCUGACGUUGUGGCUGCCGCAUUCAUCCUAAUCUUGAUUCUCCUCACAAUUACCGGCGCGCAUAUUUCCCUUACAAUCAACGCUGUCCUCUCCGGCCUACAAAUUGCAAGCUUAAUUGUGAUAACCAUCGCCUGCUUUUUGCUUGGAAGUCCAUCAAACCUAACGAACUACGGUGGGUUUCUACCAUACGGAAUCGACGGACUUUUGCGUGGGGCCGGACUGGCAGUGUUUGCAUUUUCUGGUUUCGAAGCAGUAGCAAACGCCAGUGAAGAAGCUCGUAAUCCACGCCGUGAUCUACCGAUAGCUUUGUUUGGCGGAUUGAUCAUUUGUGCGGUGCUGUAUAUCACUGCGUCACUUGGCUUGGCUUAUCUGGUACCACCAAAGAGCCUAUCUUACGAGUCACCUUAUGUGUCGGGAUUUGCCCAAGUGGACAAUUUGGGGAUGAUGGGUUUUGCAGCAUUUGCUACCAUUUUGGCUACAGGUGCCACAAAACUGGUCGCAAUGUACGUCAUUCCACGUAUGUUCUAUUCCAUCGCACAUGAUGGCCUGCUGUUUGGAUGUAUGGCAUUUGUGGAGAAGAGAACGGGUGUACCCCUCUGGAGUUUACUUAUUGGCGGUAUUGUCACAAUCCUCCUGGCCACUUUCAUCAACGUCAAAGCAUUGGCGCAGUUCACCUCGGUCGGGAUCAUCUUUUGUUACUUUGUGAUUGGUCUCGACCUUAUGGUGUUACGUUACUUGGUUAGUGAACUGCACUACCUAACAGAUGAUGGAUCCGAGAUUCUAGUCGAGAAUGCAGAACAUGAAUACUCUCUUGAUGAGAAACCAUCACUCAAGGUCGAUCCAAAACCAUCCACCGUGCGUCUUCGCAAAUAUAUUCCAGUGUGCUUACGUGACCUCGAAUCAGAUAAAAAUUUUAACACACUACUACUCAUCUACACAACUGCCGUUAUUUUCGUUGGAAUCACGCUAAAUGUCGCUGUUAAAAACCACAUCAACUGGGUCUGGAUCUUGUGUGGAAUAUCCGGGGCUAUCUGCUUCUUCACUUUUGUAUUACUCUGCUUCUAUCAGCCACACAGAAACUUAAAAGGAUUCGAAAAAUUUUAUUUCCUUAACACGGUUACUCCCUCUUUUGCGUCGCCUACAGGUUUGGUAAUCUACUUCUCUUACGGCAUAUGGUUUAGCAAAGCGGACGAGGAGCCAGAAUCCAAAGAACUCAAACAAUCGAACAUCGGUGACCGGUAUAAAGUUCCUGACCCACAAAGCGAUCAGACAUAG